Molecule: messenger RNA, 7560 nt
Organism: Cavia porcellus (domestic guinea pig)
Lineage: Eukaryota; Metazoa; Chordata; Mammalia; Rodentia; Caviidae
Gene: Znf174
Product: zinc finger protein 174
Exons: 3
Coding region: 848-2074 (408 amino acids)
Source: RefSeq, a predicted model, not a curated record
GGGGUGCACUGCGAUAUUAUCGACAUAUCCGUUAGCCAAUAGAUGCCGAAACUUGUUCCUCCGGAGCCAAUUCCCUGUGGUGAGGGCGGGCCCACCGGCGGGUAGGUUCUUGCAGCCAGUGGGCGUCCCUGCGGCCAGCGGCUUCGGCCCCGCCCCCGGCCCGGCUCCUGGGUUGGGGUCCCGGGUCCCCAGAGAGGUGAGUUGGCUGCAAGUGGGCCUGCUGCAUUGAGCCACUUGGGACUCUAGCGUCGCAGGCGUCUGCCAGAGCUUGGCACCUGCCGCGCUUCAGAACUGCGCGCCCGAUUGCCACAGCUGCGCCAGGCCGAAGCCGGCUGGGCCUGCGGGCGUCGCUGCAGCGUGCACUCGCGACCCCCCAGCACUGGGUUGUGUGUAUUCCACCGAAAUGCCCGAGGUCGAUGUCAGCCAGGAUCCGGGAGAGUUAGUGCAAGCUACCUGCAAGACAGCUUGAACUUUUCCUGGGGAGUUCUCUGCCAGCCCGUUAGAUCAGACUGCUCAUUUCCUGUGAAAUUGCGUGUGCUUAUUACCAAAAUAAACGGAAUAUUUUCCCCAGCUCACUUUUAGAAUUUUAGGUCUUUUCUCUUUUGCAAGACAGUUUUGUUUUAACUGACGGAAAAACAAACUCCUCCUACGCCCAGAGCUUGUUGUCAGAGUUUGGGGGUAAAGACUAGCAAGUGAGAAGGCCCUGUCUCUGUAGCCAUCCUAAUAUCCCCAGAGGAGCUUCGAUUCUCCCACCUUUCUAGCAUUCAAAGAAAAUUCUCCGAGGUCAUGAUCCCGAAGCCUUGACCAGUUUCCAAAAAGAGAGAAAUUUGUUUCCUGAGCUCCCAAAAUGGCAGCGAAAAUGGAGAUAACUUUGAGCUCCCACAAUCAGGCUUCCUCCAAACAAGAGAGACACAUAAUAACAAAGCUAGAAGAGAAACACGAGCUCACUCUGUCAAAAAACUGCCCGGAUCCUGAACUCUCGCGCCAGAGCUUCAGACAGUUUUGUUAUCAAGAGGUGUCUGGACCCCAAGAGGCGCUCUCUCGGCUUCGACAGCUCUGCCGCCAGUGGCUGCAGCCCGAGCUGCACACCAAGGAGCAAAUUUUGGAGCUCCUGGUGAUGGAGCAGUUUCUGAUCAUCCUGCCCCCGGAGAUCCAGGCUCGGGUCAGGCAUCGAUGUCCAGUGAGCAGCAAGGAGAUUGUGACCCUGGUGGAAGAUUUUCACAGAGCAUCCAAGAAACCAAAGCAGUGGGUGGCCGUGUGUAUGCAGGGGCAGAAGGUGCUGUUGGAGAAAACUGGAUCUCAGCUUGGAGAACAGGAACUGCCAGACUUUCAACUACAAACUCCUAGGCGAGAUCUCAGGGAGAGCUCUCUGGAGGAAUCUUCCCAGGAAGAAUCUCAUGAUCAGCUGAGCCCUCAACACUGGGAGAAAUCCCAACUCUUCCAGGAACCAGCGCCCAAGUUGACUGGGACAGAGGCCCCCAGAAUAAGAAGUGACAACAAGGAAAAUCCACAGCAGGAAGGGGCCACAGGAGCAAAGCCAUGUGCAGUGCCAGCUGGCAGAGCCAAAGGGAAUGGUCUUCAGAGCCCAGAAGCAAAAGGGGAAAACAUGUGUGACCCCCAGUUGCCACGGAGGCAGGUCAGUCCCCCAAAUGCUCAGAAGCCAUUUACUCACUACCAGAGACCUUGCAGGGAACUGGAAUACACCAGCAGCUCCCCCAAAGGCCACCCUCUGAGAGGGCUGAGGAGAAGCAAAGUGGGGAAAAGAGGUCUGAGCAGUCGUUUGCAGCGGCUGGGUCACCAGGCCACCCGCUCUGCCAAGAAACCGUACAAGUGUGAUGACUGUGGGAAAAGCUUCACGUGGAAUUCAGAACUGAAACGACACAAAAGGGUACACACAGGAGAACGACCCUACACCUGUGGGGAGUGUGGGAACUGCUUCGGGCGGCAGUCCACCUUAAAGCUGCAUCAGAGGAUCCACACUGGUGAGAAGCCAUACCAGUGCAGCCAGUGUGGGAAAAGCUUUCGCCAGAGCUCAAAUCUUCAUCAGCACCACAGGCUUCACCAUGGGGACUGAAGGCAUCACAUGCUCUACAUUCACAGGGAAAGGCUUUGUGUUUCUCCUCCUACUUGCAUGUAAAUCACAGACUGAUUGGUGACUUGCAAGGAGAGCAAGCAGCCCUUGAGGGGUGAUGGUGCACAUGUGGCUGGUGAGGGGCCCUAUGAUAGGCUAGCCAGGGCCCAGUAGCAUAUGGUGACAGGGUUCAAAAAUGUCAAGUCUGGGUGUUGGGACAAAAAACCCUGCAGGCUCUGCAAGAGGUGGGAGUGACUACUGGGAAAAUCAGGAUGACCCAGCAGGUAGCACAUUCCUGUUACCCGUCUGUUGCUUUAUUUAUCCUCUAAAAUAUGUUGAAGCAUAUAGAGUUAUGCAUUCCUGUCAUUCCACACAAAUGUCUGAUAUGUGCUUACUUCAACAUUUUACCAUAACUAAAAGUCAGUAUUCAUUGGAAAACAAUGUGGUAGCAUGUGCCUAUAAUUCUACCACUUGGGAGGCUGAAGCAGGAGAAUCACUAUGAAUUUGAGGCCAGCCUAGGCUACGUAUUGAGUUCAAGACCAGCCUGAAUCACAUAGUGAGACCCUGUUUAAAAAAACUAAACAACUACCACAACAAAAUCAUGAAAAAAUAAAUUAUUUUUCUAGUUCUUUGAUCUGUAUAACAAAGGACAAAUCAAGUGAGAAUAUACACACAUUGGUAUGAGGAGAGGUUACUAAAUAAGUAGACAGUUCUUUUUUUUUUUUUUCUUUUUGGUGCCAGGGAUCAAACUCAUGACCUUGUGUUUGCCAAGCAGGCACUUAAGUCGCAGAGCUAAACCCCUGGCCAAAGACAGUUCUUUUAUGCAAAAGACAAAAAAAGUGCCAGGCAUCAUGCCACACACUUGUAAUCUGAACUGUAUGGGAGGCUGAGGCAGGAGGAUUACAAAUUGAAGGCAACCUGCGUAAAUUAGCAAAACCUUGUCUUAAAAAAAAUUUAAAAAUGGCUGUGGAUAGCACAUUAGUAGCACAGCCCUGGAUUUGAUCCUUAGUAUCAGAGAGAAAAAACAAAUUGCGUUUGAGGGAGCUUUUUAUAUCAAAACACCUUUCAAUUUGUAAUCAGAAAAUCCAUAUACUACCAGAACCCAGGUACAAAACAAGGAAAAGCCACAGCAAGAAAUAGUAGUGGGUAAAGGCUGCCCCAGGGAGAUAAAGAGAAUUGUACCAGCUCUCCAUUCUUUCCUAGACCUUUAACUUCAAGUGUAACAUGCUAACAGUGUUUUAACAGUGAUUACAGGGUUGGACGCACAGCUUGAUGCUACUAAAAAUCAUUGAAAUGGGUUAAUUUUAUAAUAUGUAAAGUAUUCCUCAAAAAAGCAUCUUUUUAAAGUAACUGAAUGUGUUUAUAUAACACAUCAGAGCCCCAGACCUAGGCCUGGGAGAUCAUGUAAUUCUACCCACCUCAUUUCUCAAGGUAGGAAUUGAGACCUGAUCAGUAAGAUAACCUGGGCAAGCUGGGCCAUUUGCAAGGUUAGGGGAAAUUUCCAGACAUUGGUGCACUCCUCAUGCAUAAAUAAGAGCAGAAAGCAUUCUUGCUAAACACCUGUAUUAUCCAGUCUCUGCCAGUCACCUCACAACUGCACCCUGUCGCUUUGGCCCCCCAGAUCCACAUACUCCUAACUGCCAAGCGAUGAGUGCACACACGGCCUUGGCACACAUUCUUCCCUUUGUCUUUGGUUGCUGCCGGUCUCUACUCUGCCCUCCUCCAUCCGUCUUAUCAGAGCUGCUUGCGUAAAGAUCUAAGCUAACUUGUACUGCAAUCGUGGCUCAGUGUCCCUUCGAGAGAUGCUCAGUCUGGCAGUGAUCUUGCCCCCAGGGGACAUCUGGCAAUGCCCAGGAACCUUUGGGUUGUUAAAGACUUAAGGGAAGUAGGGUUGCUCCUGGCCUCUGCUGGAUGAUGCAAAAGGUCCUCUAGUCCCCAGGACAGCACCCACAGCACUCAUCUGGCCUGUUGUAUCAGUGGUGUCAGAGUUGGGGAACUCUCACACUCUUAGCUGUUCUUCUAGGACUCUGUUUUAGGUCAUUUUAGCUUUUGGACUUGGCCCAUGCCCCAAGAGAGAAAUAACUAUUUGGGCGUUGAAUAGUUGAGGCCUUGACCUCAGGCCACUGCUGCAUUGAAUUAUAGAUCCCAGUGAGUCUCUGAGAGUCAUAGAUAGCCUCUCUCUUCUGGGCAGAGGCUUACUGAGAGUUCACUGGCCUUCUUCCUAGCGUUUGGUAUCCCUGGAGGGCCUAAACAAAGGUCUACGUUCCACUUACUAUGAUAAUUCCUGGGCAAAUUUUAUCUUCAGUAUUCAGCCUGCCCCUCACCUCACUCCAGCCUUCAGCCUGACACUGUAUCAAAGCCUAUUUCUCACUGUUCCCCCUCACCCUUCCCAUUUCGUCCAGGCAAAUUUCAUUGUCAUCUCUGAAUAACUCCUGAGCCUUGGUCACAUCAUGCUGUGACAAAUGAGUUGAAACAACACAAACAUCUCUUACAGUUCCAGAGGUCACAGAGCCGAAAUCAAGCUGGGACAGGGCCAUUUCCUUCUGGAGGCUCUAAGAGAUGAAUCUGAUUCUUUGAUUUCUUUUUUCAGCUUCUAGUAGCGACCCACACUGUUUUCCUUGUGGGCCCUUCCAUCUUCAAAGUAUAUGCUUCUGCUUUUCUGUCUUGUCACCUUCUCUGACACUGGCUCGGCUGCCUCCUCCUUCAAGGGUUGUUACGAAUAUGUUGGGCACCUGAGGAUAAUCGUCCCCAUCCAAAGACACUUAAUAACAUCUGCAAAGAUCCUUUGGCCAUAUAAGGUAACAUUUGCAGGUUUCAGGGAUUACAAUGUGGAUGUAUGUGGAGGUCAUGAUUCAUCCUACCACACAUCUAUCAUGAGUCAGUUUAGUCAAAGAGAAUUCCCUGCAGAAGAAACAGUAGUUCCACUUCACUUCACUUACAAGGGUUAGCAAAGAGCCUCCCUGCAUCCCACUCUCUCUCCUUCUGUCCCUUCCUCUCCUUUCUGGUGAUACUGGAGAUUGAACCCAGGGCAUUUGCUCUGAGCUAUAUCUCCACCCCUUUUAAAAUUUCAUUCCCUCCCUUCACACUACCAGAUCAAUAAUAGUCUAAUCUUAGUGGCUUUGGUACCUGUUCAGCUGUGGACUUUGAAAAAGUAUGACAGAUCACUUCUGUGAACAACAUUGCUUUCCAAAAGGUGUGAGUUUUAUGAUGCUGCCUUGCCUUUACAGCCUGGUUUUGCAAACACCUCACCUCCACCGAAGGGUCUCUAUGGUCUAGAAGGAGGUCCUUGGAUACUAUAUUCAGUAGUAGGGUUCCCCUAGCCUCCUUGCCUGUGUAGGUCCUUCAAAGCCUCAGCAUGACCUGUUAGCUUGCAUGAGCCUCUGUUUGCAACAUCCCAAGGUAAAGAAAAGAGCUUUUCUUCCUUUGUGUAUAGCUCUUGCCUGUAGAGCAGCCCCUAGAUUCUCCUAUUUUUUCCAGGCCCGCCUGACACUUCUCUCUGUUGAGGCAGAGGAGUUUGUGCUCAGGAUAUUUGGCCACUGGUUUUCCGCAGGGAGAUGGAUGGAGCCAGGAGGCACCAGCAAAGAGUUGGGGAUCUGUACAUCAUAGAUCUCUCUGAAGAGCAUUUUCCACCUACAACAAAUGAAUUAAACUCAUACCAUAAUUCUAUUCUCAUUCCCAACAAAAUUAACAGUGAACUCCUGAUAGCACAACAGAUAUUGUUGAAAUCUCCCUACAUUGUUUAUAAAACAAAAAUACUAUUUUUAAUCAUUUCAUUGAGAUAUUUUGCAACUAGGGAAAUUCAUGUGUUGCUGGGUGUGGUGGCAUACACACUAUAAUCCCAGCAUUUGGGAGGCUGAAGCAGGAGUAUCACCACAAGUUCAAGGCCAGCCUGGGUUAUAUUGUGAGUUCAAGGCUAGCCUGAACUACAUAGCAAGACCCUGUCUCAACCAAAAAACCAAAAUCUAUGUGUUUAUUACAUGUACAGUUCCGUAAUUACAAAAUGGUGCAGUCACAGACUGUGCAAGCAAGUAUCACCACAGUCUAAUUUUAGAAUAUUUUUAGGGCCAGAGAGGAGUACCUUAGCUAUGAGUAGUUGUUUCUCCACUGAACCUUCCUUAAUCCACCUACUGAGCAUGGUAUCUUCAAAAUCCAUUCAUGUUGUUAUCAUGUGUAAGGACUAUUCUUUUUAUUGCCAAACAAUACUCAAUUGUACAAGUGGACAUUUUGUUUACCUCUUCAUCCAUGGUGGACAUUUCAACCGCUUUAGCUUUUUAGCUAUUGUGAAUACUGUGAAUACUGAUGUACAAGUUUUUAUAUUUUCAUUUAUCUUGGGUAUAUACAAUACCUAGAGGUAUACUUGCUGGGGCCAUAUGUUAAUUUUAAUUUUUCUAAGAAAUACUAAAUUGUUUUCCAAAGUGGCUGCACCAUUUGGAAUAUUAGAGUUAUAAUUUCUCUAUAUCAUCACAACACUUGCUAUUGUCUGUCUUUUUUAUUGUUGUUCUCUAGGGAAAAGGAAAUGGUAGCUUGUGAUUCUGAUUUUCAUUUCCCUAAUGACAGUGGUGUUUGGCUUCUUUUCAUGUGUUCACUGAUUAUUUGUGUACCUAUUUUGAAGAAGUGGCUAUUUAGCUACGCAUGGUAGCACACAUCUGUAAUCCCAGCACUUGGGAGGCUGAGCCAAGAGGAUCGCCACAAGUUUGAGGUCAACCUGGGCCACCCACGGAGUUCAAGUCCAGCCUAACUACAUAGCAAGAGCCUGUCUCAAAAAACAAAACUAACAAAAAAGUAACUAUUCAAAACCUCUUCCCAUUUUUAAAUUUAUUUAUUUAUUUAUUUAGGUACUAGAAAUCAAACUCAGGACUUUGUACUUGCCAGGAAGGCACUGUACCACUGAGCUAUAUCCCCAGCCCUCCUUCCCAUUUUUAGAUUGGAUUAUUUGUCAUAUUUAUUUUGUUGUUGUUGUUGUUUGAGACAAGGUCCUGCUAUGUAGUCCAGGCUGGCCUUGAACUCACUGUGUGGCCCAGAAUGACCUCAGACUUGGAGCAAUCCUCUUGCCUCAGCUUCCCAAGUACUGGGAUUACAGGCAUGUGCCAUCACACCCAGGAGAUUAUUUUCUUUAUUGUUCAGUUGUAAGAAUUCUUUGAGUAUUCUGGAAUCAAGUUCUUGUUAUAUAUGAUUACAAAUACUUUCUCUCAUUCUAUUGUAAUUACUUUUGUACAUUGCAGUACAUAUCUUUAAAACAGCUGUCAUCUUUCAAAAUACAAAACUGACUCUAAAUUGUCACAACUCCUGAGUUGUCCAUGACACAGCACGACACUAGUUAGAGCAGUUCCUGGCAGUCUUUCAGGUCAUAUCAUUGUCACAAGCCACUCACAAUGUCAAUCAUGUACACCUAAACUUUUUAAUGGAAAUUUUAAAAUUUCUUUUCUGCUGUUUAUGCUUUUGAAUAAACAUUUUUGUAACCAAUAAAAUAUUUAUUACCUAAUAAGCAA